AUGGCCGCCGCCAAGAAUUAUUCCGCCUACGACGACGCCACGAGCCGCCGGCUCCUCUGCGGCGAUCUCUCGGAGGAGACGCGGCUGCCGCGUGAGCUGCUCGAGCGCUUUCACGCGAUGUGGUGCGAGCGCUCGCGCCCCUUCUUUGCCGCCGUCGACGAGACCAGCACCAUGAGCGUCGGUGCUCUCGCCGAGGUCGUGCGAAGCCUCGGCGUGCACUCGGACCUGCUCUGCCGCUCCGUCAGCCGCGUCAUCGCCAGCGGCGCCGAGGCUGUCAGCUUCUCCGCCUUUGUCCGCGGCUACGCGCAGCUGCACUCGCGGACUCUGCGGGAGGCGCUCCCCUUUGCCUUUGCCGUCUUUGACUUGGAUGGCGACGGCCUCCUCUCGCCGGCAGAGUUUCAGACCGCGAACCUCGAGCUCAAGCAGCUCGACCCGGCGGCCGUCCGCCGCGUGCUCGCCGCGCCGCCCUCGUCGGACCAGCAGCUCCGAGGCGGCCUCACGCGCGACCAGUUCCGCUACUUCGCCUCGCUCUCCUCCGAGACGGUCCUCGCCACCUGCGGCUUCCUGCUCCACGUCUCGGCCUUCUACGUCCCCCUCUACCCGCUCGGGCCUGAGGCGGAGGAGGAGGCGGAGCGAGAGGCGGAGGAGGCCGCCGCCGCGCAAAAGGCGGCGGGCGGCGGCGGCGGCGGCGGGGCGGACGGGCCAGACGCGUGCGGCGCGUCGGCGGUCGGCGAGUCGUCGGACGGUGCGAACCCGUUUGAGGACUCCGACAUGCUCGCGGCGCUCGAGUCGCUCAAGACGACGCCGGAGGAGCGGGCCGAGCGGCAGAAGGCAAAGGGGAACGAGGCGAUGCGCUCCCGCGAGCCGCACGCCGCCUCCUUCGCGGUGGAGCGGUACAGCGAAGGUCUCGCCGAGAGGCCGCGCGACGCGAGGCUGCGCGCGACGCUGCUCGCCAACCGCGCGGCGGCGCACACCUCGCUCAGGAACUGGAGGCGCGCGCUCGACGACGCGAAGGAGGCGCUCGCGGUCAAGGCUGCGCGGCGCGGGGCCGCGGCGGCGCUGCGGCUCGGCCUGCUGGCGGAGGCAAAGGCGCUGAGCGAGGAGGGGCUGCGGCUCUGCGGCGGCGGCGGCGAGUCGGAGGCGGCGGAGCUGCGUUCGGUCGCGAGCGAGAUUGCGGCGCGCGAGGCGGCAGAGGAGGCGAAGAGGGUGGCUGCCGCGGCGCGCGCCGCCAUGGAGGAGGAGCUGGCGGCGGCGCUGCGCGCGCGGGGGCUCGCGGUGGGAGAGUUUCUCGACGAGGGGUUGCGGCAGCAGUGCGUCGGCGAGCACGCUGGUGCUCGUCUGUGGUACGACUCUGCCGCGGCAGAGCUGCACUCUCCGGUGCUGCUCCUCUACCCGGAGGCGUCGAUGUCCGACUUCAUCCAGGACGUGGCAGAGGGGGAGCGCCUCGCCGACCACCUCGAGGAGAUGUUCGGCGAAGCCGCCGAGCGCUCCCCGCCGUGGGACACCGAGAGAAAGUACGCCGCGCCGGCGCUGCAGCCCUACCUCGUCCUCGACGCCGACGGCGAGGCUGGCGUCGGCACUUGCCGGCGCCUCGACGCCUCGACGGCUCUGCUGCCGCAGCUCGCCGCCCUGUGCGCCGAGGGCUACACCGUGCCAGGCGUGCCCAUCGUGCACGUCGUCGUGCGGCGCUCCGCUUUCGAGCGAGAAUUUCUCCGCACUGGCGGCGCGGCCUGA
Molecule: messenger RNA, 1734 nt
Organism: Emiliania huxleyi CCMP1516
Lineage: Eukaryota; Haptophyta; Isochrysidales; Noelaerhabdaceae
Exons: 5
Coding region: 1-1734 (577 amino acids)
Molecular function (GO): calcium ion binding; Hsp90 protein binding
Source: RefSeq, a predicted model, not a curated record